AUGGCUAAACACGGAAAGCGGCAUAACACUGCUACCGCCGUAAUUGACAAGGACUUUGAAUAUCAGCCGGAAGAGGCUGUUGCGCUCGCUAAAAGCAACGCCACUGCGAAGUUCGACGAGACGGUUGAGUUGCAUCUGCGCACGGGUGCUGACCCACGGCACGCCGACCAGAUGAUUCGCGGUGUCGCGCUACUGCCGCAUGGCGUAGGCAAGACCGUGCGCGUUACGGUUUUCACGCAGGGCGAGGCAGUUUCCAUUGCCGAAGAGGCUGGUGCCGAUUUCGUCGGUUCCGAUGAGAUUAUCCAGCGUGUUGAGGGUGGUUGGGUGGAUUUCGAUGUGUCGAUCGCCACGCCGGAUAUGAUGGGAAGAAUCGGAAGGCUGGGGCGCUUCUUGGGGCGAAGGGGGCUUAUGCCCAAUCCGCGCACCGGUACGGUGGUACAGCCUGACGAACUACCUAGGACCAUUCGUGAAGCUAAAUUGGGCAGAGUGGAGUACCGUGUUGACCGGACCUCACUGAUCCAUGUGCCGAUAGGCAAAGCCAGUUUUGAACUGGACCAGUUGAUGGACAACCUCACUUCGCUCAUGGAUAACAUCGUCAGAGCGCGACCGAGCGGAAUAAAGGGGCAGUACAUCAGAACUGCCUAUCUCACGACAACGAUGGGUCCAAGCGUCAAAAUGGAUGUUGCCAGUACGAGCGCCCUUAGAGUAGAAUAG
Geodia barretti is the source of this 714-nucleotide messenger RNA. Lineage: Eukaryota; Metazoa; Porifera; Demospongiae; Tetractinellida; Geodiidae. The record is from the annotation of a GenBank genome assembly.